UGAUGCGGACAAAACUGAACCGAUUAAAAGAGAAAAAAAAACACAACGUACACACGAACUUCGCUUGCAAUCUCGGCAAGUACAACAUGUUGUCUGAUACAGAUGCCGACGACCAUUACGAUCCGUCGGUGCGUCUCGUCGAGCUGGAGAAGAACGGCACCAAUUGCGGCUUCAAGCUGACCAGGGGCAAAUGGGACCCGUACCCGUGGGUGAUCAGCGUCGAAAGGGACACGGCGGCCCACCGGGCCGGCGUCCGGACCGGCGACUGUCUUCUGGAAGUCAACGGCGACGACGUGGUCGGACGGAGGAUCUCCGAGAUUGCGGACCUAGUGAAAGCCAGAUGUGGACCCGUGUCGUUGUUGUUUUGGAACGCCGGCAUCGACCAGCAAUGCUCGCCAGAGACUCUUUGCUGUGGACCAAUGCCAAACAAUUUACAGAGACUGUCGGCGUGUAUGUCAACGAUCUUGGCAUUUUUAGAAUGUCCAGUAUGCCUAGAUACGAUACAACCACCCACAUACCAAUGCGAUAACGGCCAUUUAAUAUGUAUCCGAUGUAGGGCCAAAUCUGAACGAUGUCCAGUAUGCAGGCUUCGAUUUAACAGGGGAAGAUCAUUAUUGGCCGACCAGGUUUACAACUCAGUGAUAGACGCCUUCGGCCUAAAAGAAGAGUCAGACGAGCUGAAAUCAGUGAAAAUCCAGCAAAUCUUCAAACUAAGAAAAAACAAGAACGUUCCUAACAUAAAAAUAACCCAGUCCCACACCAACAAGUUCUUAGAAAAGCUAAUUGGAAAGGCUUCGUCGGUGGACAACCUGUCAUCAACAUCAAAGCUGUUGUCACCGAAUCCAUCCAACGAAAACGGUUUAAAAGCCAAGUCCUUGUCCACCAAUGAAAUAUUCCAAUCCGAAACUCCGCCAGUGUCUAGGACUGGCUCAAUAACGCGGAUAAGCAGGAACGAAAGGAACAAAUCGCUGAACAUAGACAAUGACAAUCGACCCGCUUCCUACCAUGGUUCCUUCGAAUCUCUGGACAGGAAAAUCGACGAAGUCACGCCAAUAAACGGCAACUUGACAUAUUUACAAUCGGAUUAUGUAACGCAAGACUCAGCUUUGUACCAUUGCCCGUUUGCGUUCGACUGCCCAACGCUGUUAAACGGGAAAAAUUUAUUGGAGCACUUCCAGUUGAGCCACAACGGGCCGCUGGUGCAGUUCUUCAGCACCCACGUUAAGAUACAGCUGGCCAAAAUAAUUGAGGAGCGGGAUCUGUGCUACGUCGUCAAUUCAGAGGGCAACACGUUCUUCGUUAAGAUCCUGUUGAAUCAGUCUUCGAGCGUCGAAAACUCAGAAAGGUUCGCCAAGGACGUUUUAAUAUGGAUCUGGUACUUGGGGUCGAAGAAAUCAUCCAGGGACUACGAAAUGCAGGUUGAAUUGAAGAACGAAGAACUGGACAACGUACUUUUGAGCGUUAGGAGUUCGGUAUUUUCGUUGAACGGCGUUUCCGGACAGGAAAUCAAAGACUGCAAAAAGGGCAUAUUCUUCAGCUCAAAAACUCUGAAUAUGAUCACUUCUUGCGCCAGUAAAAUCAUUUUGGACAUCAAAAUCCUCAACACUGACAUCGAAUGAGACACUUAGGUUUAGUACUUUUAGUUGUGAUAAGGUUUUGUACAAAAUACACGCGUUAAUCUGA
Aethina tumida (small hive beetle) is the source of this 1683-nucleotide messenger RNA. RefSeq lists its product as uncharacterized. NCBI's taxonomy places the organism in Eukaryota, Metazoa, Arthropoda, Insecta, Coleoptera, Nitidulidae. Gene Ontology annotation, biological process: multicellular organism development; proteasome-mediated ubiquitin-dependent protein catabolic process. The record is from RefSeq and is a predicted model, not a curated record. Gene Ontology annotation, molecular function: ubiquitin protein ligase activity; ubiquitin conjugating enzyme binding. Gene Ontology annotation, cellular component: cytoplasm. The coding region runs from base 3 to 1619 and encodes 538 amino acids. The transcript has 6 exons.